UCUCCCUAUGCAGUAUGGAAAAGUAUGAAAAAGAAUGGAAUUUGAUUUAGUUUUUUCCCCAAAUAUGCAUAAGCAUGGAAAAAGUAAGUUGUUUUAAAAUAUUUCAGUGUUUCCAGGCCACUCUGACAAACACAAAUUAACAUCAUUAAACUGUACAAUAGAUGGGCACAACGUACUGAAUACAUUGAACUGAUAUGUCUAGUUACAUACUGUAAGUUAGUGUAGUUUACAGUGGGAGAGUUGUUUAGUUAACACUUGCGUGCUUGGAGGAACCAUGGAGAUAUUUCUAACUUCAAAACCUUUGAUGAUGUGUAUCUGGAAUACAGUUUUACUCCCUUAUUAUCAGUAGAAAGGUGUGGUUGGUGCAUGUACCCUGGUGUCAAUAUUUGCAUUCGUGUGGGAGGAAUCGGGACAAAUAUUCUGUAUAUUGCCCAAUUUUCUCAUAUUGAAAAAUAAAACGCUAAAGCAGAAUUUAAGAUUGGCUUAACUGUUCUCCUGUAGCUCAGCAGAUAGAGCAUUGCGCUAACAAGCAAGAUUUUGGGGGUUCAAAUUCCAUGAACCACACAUGAACUGUACCUUUUUCCUCUAUUGUAAGCCUUUUUGGAUAAAAUCAUCAGUUAAAUAUAAAUGACUGUUCUGUGGCCCCUCCAGACCUCUGUAUAUGGUAUUAAUGACCCCCCUAUGGCUGAUAUUUUUGUCCUGAUAGAAAAAAAUCUACUUGGACUAGUUGGUAUAUUUAAUAUGCAUGUGAGGUGCCCGUCUAAGAGUUCAGUAGCUUAUCCACUGCUCUGGGGAAAAAGCUGUUUUGUAAAUGAUUUGUCCAGGUCUUGACCCUGAACCUGCCUGAGGUGAGGAUGGUAAACAGCUGGUGCCCAGGGUAUGAGGGAUCUCUACUGAUGUUUCUUGCGCAUCUGAGGAGAUGAUUAGAAUGAGUGUCCUUCAUGUGAUAAUCCACUGAGCAGCCUUUACUGGCUACUGGAGAUUCUUCUUUUCCUCUUCAGUGCAGCUCGAAUACCACACUGUGCAGCCAUACAUCAGGGCCCUCUUAAUUGGCCAGUGAUAAAAGUUUUUCUGGAGUUCUUGGGGGAGGGGGACCACGUGACGCUCAGUGGUGCAUGGCGCGUUUCAGUCUCGCUCCCCGAGUCCUACCACCGGUUUCCCGUUUUUUUGAAUGUCAAUCAGGCACUUUUAUUUUGGUUUACUUUGCUGAACUCAUCCGCAUAACUUUACUGCUAUUAUGGAUCACUCUGGGCGCAGAACACCUCCUCAAUCUUCGACCGCCAGUCCGGCAAAGAAAGCACAGAAAAAUUGGCGUGCUGGCAACAUGGCGGACAGCGCUGGUGCGCUGAGUUCGGAUGUUUGCGGGCUAAAAGAGUUUGUUAAGAAGCAGAUCGAGUCUCUCCAUGCGAACCUGGCGUCCUCCUUCCAGAGGAAUUUUACCAAACUGAGGGCUGAUGUCGGCGAUCUGAAGGUGGAGCAGCAAAAGCUCGGUAAAUCUUUUGAGUUGUUUCAAGGCCAAGUCCAGAAACACGAAAUUGAACUGGGGUCGCUUCGCAGCGAAGUUGGCCUCCUUUGUAAUAAGCUUGCUGAGCAAGAGGAUAGGGAGCGGAGAAAUAAUAUCAGGAUCGUCGGGGUUCCGGAAGACGUGGAGAAGGGCAACUUACUGCGGUUUUUGGAUCUUCAAUGGCCGAACUGGUUUCCCGGUGUUGCCAACUUCAGUCAUGAAGUGAUGAGGGCUCAUCGUGUGUCUGCCGGCAGUGGCAAUGGUUUGCGCCCGCGCCCCAUUGUUCUGAAUCUUCUAUGCUACACCAAGCGGCAGAUUAUACUGCAGGUGGCUCUGAGAUCGCCGGUUCGUUUCGAGAGACGGAAAAUCCUCUUUUUCGCAGUUUACAGUGCCCAGACGGCCCGAACUCGCAAGGCUAUGUCCCCCGUUCUGAAGAAGGCUUGGGAAGCUGGUGUUCCUGCUUUUCUGUUGUAAGGUUCGCCUUUCUUUUGCGGGUAACCAGCGUUUUUUUACCGACCCGGAAGAAGCUAUUCAGGUAGUCGGCGCUUUUACCUCCACCGGGACCUGGCCAAUUUAAUGUGUUUAUUCGGUCUGUUUUAUUGUUUGCAUGUUAUUAUAUUGCGGUCACACUGUGCGUGUGGAGUAUAUAAAUCGGGUGCUUUUCUGUUAACGAUUUUGUGUCUGUUCUAUAGUAGGUUUUGCUUUGUAGGCGGCGGGCUUGAGUACACGCAUGCCUUAUCCCCUACAUGUCACGCGCUGGUUUUUGACCAUGCGCUGUUCUGCGGAGACGGAGGGGAUGAGGGGGAGGGGGGUAUUAGUGCGGUUGUUUUGCCUUAGGGUUCGCGCCCUUUGGCUCAUUGGGUGAUGGUAUUCUGUCUUAUGGGGUGUUAGGGGUUUGUAUUACCGAAGCUUAUUUGUUUAUGGGUUGUCUGUUUUCACUAAUUCCUUCUCUAAAGAUGUGCUACUCUAUUGGCAUCUCCCUCCUUGUCUUUCUCUCUCCUAUAUUGUGCUGUGGAUCUACGUCUUUUAUAGCUGCUGAUGGCUAACUUAGUUAUGGCUACCUGGAACGUGAGGACGCUUUCGACCCCUCAGAAGCGCUCUAGUGUCACAGACCUUUUGUUUAGGAAUAGGGUGGACUUUGCUUUUUUGCAGGAGACACAUUUGGAGUCUAAGGACGUGCGGCGUGCCGCUUCCAGGCAUUACGCUGUGGUGGCUGCCUCUUCCGCGUCUUCCCGCCGGAGUGGUGUCAUGAUACUCAUCCGCCGUUCAUUUAAAGUUAAGAUCCUGGGCAGUGGGGGUGAUGAUGGUGGCAGGUAUUGUUAUGUGUUGUUUGAGCUGGCUGGGAGAAAACUGGCCUGCUUUUCACUUUACGCACCUAUAUAACGAGUAAAAUUAUGUCCUUUUCUGACCACAAAUUGAUAAUCAGUAUGGAUGCUAAUGCGUUUCUUGACCCUGUUUUAGAUAAAUCACCUCCUCUGGUUGGCCGGCGUGCUCCCACAUCAUCUCGUGCCUUGUCUAAUCUCGUAGCUGAUCUUAAUUUACUGGACUCAUUUCGCCUUCUUAACCCCUCUGCUUGGGAUUUUUCUUUCUUUUCCUCCUGCCACAAGACACUGUCUAGAAUUGAUUACCUUUUUAUAUCUAAAUCUUUAGCGUCUUUCUGUCUCAACCCCUCUAUGGCAUCUUCCUCACUAUCUGACCACAGGUGCGUUCAACUUAGGUUUUACCUGCCAUCUGUAGUAUCGAAGGCUCCUCGCUGGCGGUUUAACCUUUCCCUUUUGCAGAACACUACAUUUGUGCAGCGGUUGGCGGUGAACCUAGAAGAGUUUAUAUCAUGGAAUGAAGAGUCUGUGCAGGACCCUGGCUAUGUCUGGAUGGCUAUAAAAGGAUGGACGUGCCGUGAUGACUGUCAGUACCAGUGUAUGUGGACCACCGUGGGCUUGUACCAAGCUGAAGGGUACAGCAUACCGCAAUUCCAUGGCAAGUGGCCCUUUGUGCGGUUCCUGUGCUUCGAGGAGCCAGCCUCGGCCCUGGCAUCGCUGCUCAAUGGCUUGGCUUGCCUCCUGAUGCUGCUGCGCUACCGCCGGGCAGUGCCCCGCCAGAGCCCCAUGUACCACACCAUCAACGCCUUCUCCCUGGUUUCUCUCAAUGCCUGGUUCUGGUCCACAGUGUUCCACACACGGGACACGUAUCUCACAGAGAAGAUGGACUACUUCUGCGCGUCAGCUGUCAUCCUCUACUCCAUUUACCUGUGUUGUGUCAGGACCCUAGGGUUGCGCAGGCCAGGAGUUUCCAGUAUUGUGGGAGUGCUGCUAAUCUUGGUCUUCACCUCGCACGUCUCCUAUCUCACCUUUGUUAGCUUUGAUUACGGUUACAACAUGGCCGCCAAUGCCACCAUCGGCAUGAUCAACUUGCUUUGGUGGCUCUGCUGGUGCUGGCAGAACCGGCACACACUGCCCUACUGGUGGAAGUGCGGUCUGGUGGUGCUGCUGCUGCACGGCCUGGCCCUACUGGAACUGCUGGACUUCCCCCCCCUGCUCUGGGUGCUGGACGCCCACGCUGUCUGGCACCUCAGCACCGUGCCCGUCCACUUCCUCUUCUACAGUUUCUUAAUAGACGAUAGCCUGCACCUGCUCAACACGGAGAAGGCGGGGGUCAAGCUGGACUAGGAGGAGCGGGGCACCCACUAAAAUGAGGCGUGAUUCAGCCUCCAUCAGAAACUCCACUGGUUCUUUGCUGUGUGAUGAAGCUUUUGGAUGUAGGUUUUUGCUGGGGAAAUGGUCCAUUUUCUUAUUAUUAUUAAUUUAUUCAUAAUUAUGUUUUGCAUUCACUGAUGGAUCAUCACUGUUUGUAAGGAAUAGGUCCAGUUCGACAUGAUAGUUCAAGUGCUUUACCAUAGGCAUAAUUCAGUGUCCCAACCCAAAUGGCAUGCCUGAACCAUAUAGCCUGGCUCUUUCUGUGUGUUUUAGGAAGGGUGGAGCGCUGGACUCUGACAAUAUAUACUUUGGUUCUGCUGCCAUCUAGAGUUUCAAAUGAAAACAUUUACUGAAUCUUAAGAUUAGAUGUUUUAAUAUUUCACAGUACCAGUAUGUUGCUGUGGUGAUUUGUCAGUGAAGUAAACAUCGAAUGCACAUGGAUUUGAAGGGAAACACAAAAUUGGGCUUUUCAAUGGGUGCUGUGAACAAUAGUUGCUGAAAAAUGGCCUUUUUUGUUUGAGCUGCAGUGCUGAAAUUAGCCAAUUGGUGGCACCUUUGCUCCACUCACAAGGAACUUCAUCCACUAUACUUGAUGCUUUGUGCCAAACAAGAGAAUAAUGUAUCAGGUGCCUUUGAAGUUUGCUGAGGUUAUAGUGUUCACCGGAGUUUCUAUUGGUCUUAACCCCCCCCUCCCCCCCCAUAUCAAUAUUUUACUGCUGCUUUAUAUUUACGAUGGUAUCAGUUCUCAACUUUAUUUUAUUAUGCUGAUUGAUUUUGUGUAUCCAAAAAGAGGUGGCUUUGCCAAUGAAUCAUAUUCUUGUUUACUUGGACUGCUUUCAUGUUUGUAAGGUAAGCAGACAGAUAGUCAAAUAACAGUUUGAAGUGGUAAAAUAAGGGGAGGUGAAGAGGACCAUUGGAAGGAAAAUGGAAAGGAAUAAGGCACUGUGGUAUACUCCAUGGAGCAUGGGAGUUUCUUAGUGUAGAUACUCUGUAUAUACCCUGUGUGUGUCUCAGGUUGAGGGUAAUGGGCAAAAAUCUGGGUCCAUGUCUCUCUAUUUUGUCUUGACACAUGACGACAUUACAUUGUUCAGUAGUUUCAUUUUUUUCUUGCACCCUGUGAUGGGUUGGCGCCCUGUCCUGGGUUAUUCCCUGCCUUGCGCCUGUAGCUUCCGGUAUAGACUUCGACCCCGUGCUCCUGCAGAAGACAAGCGGGUACAGAAAAUGAAUGGAUGGAUUUUCUCAUGUACAGCUUUCAAGCUUACAUGUUCUGGAAAGUGGUUCAUUUGUGCUUGUGCUUUUGUCCAGCUGGAGAUAGUGGAGGUAUGACUCUCUUUUGGCCAGAUGUUAAUGUUUCUUUUUUUAUAUUGUUAUUAAGCAUCAUUCUUUUUUCUUGGUGUAAUUUUAUAAAGGAAAAAAAAGUUAAAAGGUGUGUGUAUAUUAUAAAUGUCAAACAGACAGCUCCAGCUAACUGCUGGUGUGUGCUUCCAUGAUUUGCUUUAGUCUUCUGUCAUGAGCAUUGUUUGUCACUUAUUUGUGUACGGGAGUGUGCAUGUGUGUGUUUGCGUGCACGUGUGUAUGUCCUUGAGUUUGAGUGUGGAUUUGGAGCAAUGAGCUUCAUGAGUUUGAAAACCAAGUACAUCAGUUGAUUGACCCUCAAUUCACUUCAUGAUCUUUCAUACUUGAAGAGCAGAAGACCAUCCCUCAUACUGUGAAGCUUUGAUAGAGGCUAAAGCGAGUCCCGGCCUGCUCUGUUACCUACAAUUGUGAAUAUAAACAAGCUGUCAAACAGUAAUUCUUACAGGUUUAGGUACAUUGUCACAGUUAUUAUGAUGUCAUUUUUUGCCUCUUACCACUGAUGAAAUUAAAGAACAUCAGCUAAAGGAUUUGUCUCUGGUACCACAGUUUGGGAAUUCUGGGGAUCUCCAGCCCCUCUACUCCUCUUUUACAGUUGGCCAGCAUGACCAGACUCCUUUGGUUCAGUGCUGCACCCUGACUCUUACAUUGUGUGCUGUAUUUCAUCUCACAGAAAGCAUUUUCCCCCUAUCUGGCACCACAUGGUUGUGAAUCAAACUUAAAAAAAAAUCAAUAAAGUGUCUUGUUAUUACA
Messenger RNA from Paramormyrops kingsleyae, 6303 nucleotides. RefSeq names its product post-GPI attachment to proteins phospholipase 3 (gene pgap3). Gene Ontology annotation, cellular component: endoplasmic reticulum membrane. Gene Ontology annotation, molecular function: hydrolase activity, acting on ester bonds. Lineage: Eukaryota; Metazoa; Chordata; Actinopteri; Osteoglossiformes; Mormyridae. Gene Ontology annotation, biological process: GPI anchor biosynthetic process. The record is from RefSeq and is a predicted model, not a curated record.